Molecule: messenger RNA, 381 nt
Organism: Lactuca saligna
Lineage: Eukaryota; Viridiplantae; Streptophyta; Magnoliopsida; Asterales; Asteraceae
Source: the annotation of a GenBank genome assembly
AUGGUGUAUGCGAAGGGAAAAGAGGUCCGGAGUGGUCUUGAAGGCGUCGUGAGCAGCAGCAGCAACGAUGACCGGAGGCGAUUUAAUUCCUUAAGCAGCGUUUAUCUUUUUUCCCUAUUCUCAUCGUCGAGACCUCCAGUGGUUCUCUCGGUUCCAGAACCACGAGCUGCUAAGACACAGGUAUACACGAAGGAAGUAGAACAGAUGAAUGCUUUAAAUAGGAGAUAUAGAAAUCGAUGGGGGAAAGGAAAAGAAGCACAACAAAAUGAGGAUACUAAAGAGGGUUCGUUGACAGGGGACAACGAAGAAAAGGGAAAGAGUGCAGCAUUGCCGAAGGAGAAGAUAGGGGAUAGCAGCGGAGUUAGGUGUUUGAGUUAUUAG